AGUAGAAAUAUACAAUGUAAUUAUAUGUUUAUCACAAACGUUAAAAAAUUUAAUUUUGUUGACAGACAAUUAAAAAGGGAUAUUUAAUACUAAACUCAAUCCAAAGAAUCAUCAAAAUCUUCAAGACAAAGAAAACACAAAGAAGAGGAAGAGGAAGUGGUAAACCCAAAGAACUAAGCCUUCGUUUCUUCAAACUAAAACCAAAACUCUUUGUUGUCUAAUAAUCUUCUUUGCCUAUAAAAUCUUAGUGAUCUUUCUAUGCUUUCUCACAAAACAAAACAUUUACCUAUAAACCAAACAAAGAGCAGCCAAAAGCAAAAGAGAGAUAGAGAAUGGCUAACUUUGGAAUCGAACGUGUUUACCAAGAAUUUGAGCCUGCAACUAGAUGGACCUCUGAACCAGACGCCGAGGUUCUUGUCGCUGAUCUUCCAGGAUUCAAGAAAGAACAACUUAAAGUGUCGGUAACUGCAACAAGGAAGCUAAGACUAACAGGAGAACGCCCAACUGGUGGAAACAAAUGGAUUCGCUUCCACCAGGAAAUUCCAGUUCCAUUGACCGUUGACAUCGACUCAGUUUCAGCCAUGUUCAAGGAUAACAAACUCUACAUCCGGCAUCCCAAACUCAAAACAGAAAUCCCUCAAACCAAGCCACCAACACCGGUGAUCAUGAAACCCCAUGAUCAGCAUGAGAGAAAACAAGGCCAGGGUCCAAAGGCAAUGGUUGAGAAGCCAAGCGGUGGUAAAACCGAUCAGCUGAAACAUGAUGCACAGCAGCUAAAACAUGAUGCACAGCAGCUGAAACAUGAUGCACAGCAAAAAGCAAGGGAGGUAGUACAGAGUGGAAAGAAUAAAUUAACUGGUGAGCCUAAAGGACCUUUGAGUUCCAAGGAUGACGAGAAAGACAAAGUUGGAGCGAAAUGGUUUGAGAAGUACAAAGAGGCAACUGGAAAUGUGGUAAAGGAAGCAAAGAACAAAAGACAGUUACUUUGCAAUUUGGCUGCUUCGGUUUCAUUGGUUCUGCUAAUCUUACUGUAUGCUAGAAAUGCAGUACGUUCAUCCCUUGUGUGGAAAUCCGAGGAAUGA
Messenger RNA from Arabidopsis thaliana (thale cress), 1082 nucleotides. Its product is annotated as HSP20-like chaperones superfamily protein. Gene Ontology annotation, cellular component: plasma membrane. Bases 333 to 1082 code for a protein of 249 amino acids. The record is from RefSeq and is marked reviewed. The transcript has 2 exons. NCBI's taxonomy places the organism in Eukaryota, Viridiplantae, Streptophyta, Magnoliopsida, Brassicales, Brassicaceae.